Molecule: messenger RNA, 2112 nt
Organism: Tyto alba (common barn owl)
Lineage: Eukaryota; Metazoa; Chordata; Aves; Strigiformes; Tytonidae
Gene: TSNAXIP1
Product: translin associated factor X interacting protein 1
Cellular component (GO): cytoplasm
Source: RefSeq, a predicted model, not a curated record
UCAACAGCGCAGGUGGUGCGGGCCAUGGCGGCGCGCCGCGCUCCGCCGGGCGGGACUGGUCCUGAAUCUUCCUCUGAGACCCUAGAUUGCCAGACACGUAUCAACAGUCUGAAAUACAUCCUGUCCAAGAAACAGAAGACUCCGCUUUCUGUUAGAGGCCAUUGGUCCACAAGGGCAUCAUUUGCCUCCAGAGAGACAGUCCUCAAGAACCACAAACCCUGCUGCGCCCCAGAGGAGAGACUCUGCAGCAAUAAACAGGCCCUUGUCACCAUUCCAAAGCCACGAUACUUGGAGCAACUGGAGUCCUACUUAAGGAAAGAGCUGCAGUCUCUUGAUCUGGCUAAAAAGAGCUCCCAGGAACUGAAGUUACAGCCCUAUAGAGAGAUCUUUGAAUUCUUCAUAGAUGACUUCAAGACCUACAAGCCCUUGCUGUCAGCUAUAAAGAAUGAAUAUGAAGUUACCUUGGCUCAUCAGAAGAAGACAAUUCGUGCCCUAGAGCCCCUGAAGGCUAUGGUCACAACUGUCUCUGAGGAGUGCUCCCAGCAGAUACUGGCACUGCAGGCAAAGGAGAAAGAUGAAAUAAAUAUGUUGAAGCAAGAGAAACAACAUUUGUUAAAGUUCAUUGACAACAUAAAGGAAGAAAAAAGCCUCUGUUUCCUGCAGGUGGAGCAUCUGCGAACAAGCGUAGCUGAGGAGUAUACUUGCUAUCUCAACGAGCACGUUGCCCGCAAACUGCUUCUAGCAAAAGUGAAUGAUCUGUGUAACGAACAGCUGGACAAGGCACGUCACCAAGUCCAAGACGUCAAGGGUGAAGAUGUGGUGAAGUUAACUCUGGCAUUAAAGAUAGCUCGUCAGGACCUCACAAAAGCCCAGCUGAAGAUGGAUGCAAUGAUAGCAGAUUAUGGAGAUGUUGUGCCCAGAAGAGAUUUUGACUCACUAGAAAAAAAAUACUCUGGUUUACUUCAGGAGAUGAAGACUCUGCAGAAGGAUUUCGAUCGGCUCCGUAGGGAACAUGAAACACUGCUGGACGUUCACAGAGAGACUGCCGAAGAGUGAGACAACUUCUGCGCUGAACUCCAGCGCGUUCGGCACAACUGCACGCCCCGGCCCAACUGGGCAAAGUGUUCAGAGGUGAUUCCUGGUGGAGCUGACCGGUGGGGCUGUCUGGCUGCAGGGAAAACUAGUGAUCAGCUAGUGGAUGUGCUUCUGGAAGAAAUAGGAACAGGACUGCUAAAGGAGAUAAAUGUCUUCCCCGGGCGGGGCAAAGGUACCAACGUUCCUGUGUACCUGAGGCAUGAAGGUGAAGUCAAGAACAAAAAGCUGACUAAGAAGAAUGUGGUGAACAUCCUAAAGGAUGUCUGGAAGGAGAAAAUUGCACUAGAACAGCAGGUUUGGAAGCGAUUCAGUCUUCCUGAGUUCUUUCUCGGCUACCUCCAGAAGAAGUACAGAGACGCUGCUUCCCAGUGGUCUUACACCCUCUACGAGAACAUGCGACUCUGUCGAUCGAGCCACAUCCUGAGCUCCUUCUACACCAUACUCAGGGGGAAGGUGAGUGAAGAACAGUACCAUCGCCAGAAUCAGCUGAUUUCCAACCUGCAAAAGGAGCUGGCUGCCUGCGACAGCUCAAACAGCGGAUCCCUGACCACCAAGCAGUUCAGCAUGGCUCUGAGGGAAGCUUUUCCCCUGAAAAGGAAAGAGUCAACCCAAGAGCUAGUUGAUGCAAGCAGGUACAAGCUGGCCAGCACUAAAGACCUCAUCGACUACGUAUCCUUAUUCGAAGAAGAUGAGGAGGGGAACGCUGAACCUUUUGUUGCAAAGCUCAGGAGCCAGUACAUCAGGGAGCAGGAGGAGUAUCUGAGAGAGCUGAAGAACAAGCUGGGAGAUUUAAUAGAGGUGAAGGCGGAUGAUCCGAAAACCGCUUUCGGCGUGAGGGAUCCUGCUAUCGAUGGUCAGACGCUGGGUACCGGUAUCGACCUGGCUUACCACGCUGGAAGAGAACAGCCAGACCAAGAGCCUGUGGAAACCGCGCUCCAGAGACUGCUUGCUGGAGAUGUGAGACGAGUAGGGCCCCCACCCAGGGAGGGAGGGACAACAGGCUUUGAAGGAGAAUAA